AUUUGUUGUUUGCUAACUCUCAAUAUAAAAGAACGAAGAAGAAAGAGGGCGGGAGAUAUGCUUCCUGAUUUCUUCUCGUUGAUGAGCUGCACACUCAGUGUGGCGUGUCGAGGUUACUGACGUGACUGACUUUCACAUCCAGCGCACAAUAUUUGGAAGACUAUGGCAGAACCUGAGCAGCCGAAGCCCGCUCAUCUGGACAGAAAUGGGCUUCCAUAUUUAUCAGAGGGAACCUUUUUGGAGUGGGUGACGACAAACAGUGCAAGCAACACAACCAGGAAGAGGGAAGACUACCUGGAAUGGCCAGAGUACUUCAUGGCUGUAGCCUUUCUGUCAGCCCAGAGGAGCAAGGACCCGAGCUCACAGGUGGGGGCAUGUAUAGUGAACCAAGAGAAUAAGAUAGUUGGCAUUGGUUACAAUGGUAUGCCCAAUGGCUGUGAUGAUGACCUGCUACCGUGGACCAGAUCUGCUAACGACCGACUUGACACUAAAUACCCUUAUGUGUGCCAUGCAGAGUUGAAUGCCAUUAUGAACAAGAACAGUGCUGAUGUGAAAGGCUGCACCAUGUAUGUGGCUUUGUUCCCCUGCAACGAGUGUGCCAAGCUUAUCAUCCAGGCAGGUAUUAGGGAAGUGAUCUAUCUUUCUGAUAAGUACCAUGACACGCCAGAGAUGGUUGCUUCAAGAAGGUUGCUGAGCAUGGCAAGCAUACAAUACAGGCAGUUCCAGCCCAAAAGGACUAAGAUUGUCAUUGAUUUUGAUUCCAUUAACCACUCUGGAAUGCUGAACAGCGCAACCAAGUGAAAAUGCAACGGCUCACCUUGGGGAGCUGCUGAAAGAGAUGAGGAGGCAGAGGAAGACUGAUGAGAUUGAAAGGGACUUUGAUGCCUUUUUUCUCUAUGUCUUCUUGCCCCCUGCUUUGACCAAAGGGAAACUCAAGGAUACCUUGACUUUAGAGCCUUGAUAUUUUGAUUAACUGGAUAGUCAAGAUACUUUAAUUUGAUGCUUCGCCCUUUUUGGCUAACUCUGGUGGAAGGUCAUUCAAUUAUACUUUCACAUUUAUUCUUUUAAAACUCCCUUUGGGUUUAUGAAUACACACAGACAGUGAACACACUUUCUUUAGUGAUUUUAAAUUCUUUUGUGUUGUGAAUUAGAUCUGGUCAUGGCUGUCUCCACAGGGGAAAACCUAAAAUCUUCUUUCCUCCUUCAAAUUAAGUUCCAGACAGAUAUAGAUCUAUUGGUUAAUUUGACCUUUUACAUUCACAGUCGAAAUUGCCCAAGUCAUGUUGUAUUAAAUACUGGUAGCUGCUGACUGUCUGCCGCGUAACAACAGGGGAAACAAGUAUAUGAACAUGAAUAUUUGAUGUGCACAGUAAAGAAUUGCCUAAUUUUUUAAUUGACUAAGCAUCAUAUAAGCUUUUACUAGACAUGUUUCUAACAAGCUUGCUCUGUCUCUUACUAGCUUACUAGUAAUUUGAAGUUUGAGUUGGCACAAUUUGUAUUUUUUGCAAAAAGGUAGCCAUUGUUGGCCUUGUCUUUAUGUCCUCGGGUUAGUUACGGAGUGCAUAUAGGGGUUUUAAUAUUCCUGGUAUGGGGUUAUGGAUCUUUAUUUUAAUUACCAUUUUACUAUUGUGUUCUACAAGGUGCUGCUGUCUCUGGUUGGUCAGACAAUAUUUAUGUAAUUGGAGUGUGUUAUAUAAAAUGUCACUUUAUUUUAGAUUUCCUUCACAGUACUGAAAGGCUUUUAAAAACAUGUUGAUUUAACACAGUCUUAAACUGCUGCCAUUUAGCUGACAACAACUGAACCUUCUGCUGUUUACUGUGUAAUAUGUGUUACGAUAAAUGUAUGAGGGCCAAUUAUUUGUCUGUGUAUCAGCUACAACUAUGUACACGUGUGCUUUAGAUGACAGGGAAACACUUCUCACAAUUCUGUCUUUAUAUCAUCAUUCUUAGUUAUAACCACAUCAGUUGUCUGUGCAGUUGGAGUCAAUAAAUGUUUUGGACCGAUG
Acanthopagrus latus (yellowfin seabream) is the source of this 2006-nucleotide messenger RNA. Its product is annotated as deoxycytidylate deaminase-like. Gene Ontology annotation, molecular function: dCMP deaminase activity; zinc ion binding. The record is from RefSeq and is a predicted model, not a curated record. Gene Ontology annotation, cellular component: cytoplasm. The transcript is spliced from 7 exons. The coding region runs from base 163 to 801 and encodes 212 amino acids. NCBI's taxonomy places the organism in Eukaryota, Metazoa, Chordata, Actinopteri, Spariformes, Sparidae. Gene Ontology annotation, biological process: dTMP biosynthetic process; dUMP biosynthetic process.